Messenger RNA from Vigna unguiculata (cowpea), 1095 nucleotides. Its product is annotated as PPR containing protein (DUF179). NCBI's taxonomy places the organism in Eukaryota, Viridiplantae, Streptophyta, Magnoliopsida, Fabales, Fabaceae. The record is from RefSeq and is a predicted model, not a curated record.
ACAAAAAAACUCUGUGGUGCACAUUAAGCCUCGUUCUACAUUUAUACACAUUCCACCAAAUUCUCAUCACUUCAUUUCAUUUCACUCUUAUCUGUCCAAAAAUGGAAGCAUGUUUUCUCUCCCACAAUUCCUUCGCCAUAUCCACAGAUCAACUCAUCCCCACUAUCAGAAACGCCUCUCUAUCACACUCCAAGCGAUCUUCUCAACCUUUCCACUGCAGAAAAGUUAGAACCCCAUUUCCCAUAUCAUGUUGCCACAUGUCAUCAUCAUCAUCACCGUUGUAUGACGAUGAGAAGCCCAGGCUAAGCGGUGACUGGCGAUCUUUCCGUGCAAAACUGGUGGCAGGAGAGCAAUUGCAAAGGCCGGAGGAGGUUUCUAAGGUGAAUGAUCUGGACACUGUGGUGGAUCAUCCUCCACUCGUCACCAUUGCCGAUAAAUGGGCCCACGUAAUCCACGAGCCCGAAAAGGGGUGCUUGCUAAUUGCCACCGAAAAGCUGGAUGGGGUCCACAUCUUCGAGCGGACGGUGAUCCUUCUGCUGUCAACUGGGCCCAUAGGGCCAUCAGGGAUCAUCCUGAAUAGACCGUCCCUGAUGUCCAUCAAGGAGACGAGAUCAACGGCGUUGGAUGUGGAGGGGACGUUUUCCAACAGUCCCUUGUUCUUUGGGGGACCCUUGGAAGAAGGGCUGUUUCUAUUGAGUCCAAAAGAGGGUGAGGGUGGUGAUGACGGGGUGGCGAAGAGUGGGGUGUUUGAGGAAGUGAUGAAGGGGUUGUAUUAUGGGUCAAAAGAGAGUGUGGGUUGUGCUGCGGAAAUGGUGAAGAGGAAUGUGGUUGGGCUUGGGGAGUUUAGGUUCUUUGAUGGCUACUGUGGCUGGGAGAGAGAGCAACUGAGAGAUGAGAUAAGGGCUGGUUAUUGGACUGUGGCUGCCUGCAGCCCAAGUGUUGUUGGGCUUGGGAGAGUCGGAAGUGUUGGGCUUUGGGAUGAAGUUCUCGGGCUUAUGUCCAGAAGAAAGGUCAUGUGAAAUGUGACAGUUACUAUCUGUCGGCGUUGUAAAUUAUAAUUAUUUUCCUAAUUAUAUUCUCUUAUGAUAUGAUUAA